This is a messenger RNA of Eurytemora carolleeae, 1457 nucleotides long. Its product is annotated as zinc finger CCHC domain-containing protein 4. Gene Ontology annotation, molecular function: rRNA (adenine-N6-)-methyltransferase activity. Gene Ontology annotation, biological process: rRNA methylation. The coding region runs from base 22 to 1440 and encodes 472 amino acids. Gene Ontology annotation, cellular component: nucleolus; cytoplasm. The transcript is spliced from 7 exons. Lineage: Eukaryota; Metazoa; Arthropoda; Copepoda; Calanoida; Temoridae. The record is from RefSeq and is a predicted model, not a curated record.
ACUCUGAAUUUAUAUAAAAUUAUGUUUCAAGAGAAAAUGGAAAAAGCGAGUAAGACUGAGGUUAGUCUUGAGGAUCUUGCUAGAAACCCAAGGUGUCCUCAUGGGCCGACAGUUCUAUUCAAGGACAGUGUAAAAGGAAAGAAGCGUAAAUACUACUCGUGUUCUGCGUACAGAGAUAAGAAAACUUGCGGAUUCCAUGUUGAUAAAAGUUCAAAGAUUACGCCAGGAAAGCGUAUGAAUUGGACUGAACAAGAAAACCGAUUUCUUAAACAUAAAAACCACGCGGAGAGAUAUAAACAUUUCAUCGAUUUUCGGUCCAGCCAAAAACAAGAUGGAUUCUUCUGCCAAAAAUGUGAAAUAAUUUGUGAUAAAACCGGUCAUGAGGACCACACCAUUACACGGUUCUCUGCCGCAGAUCUCUCCACGCCGUCCAGAAUAUUGGAGGCAAAGGCUGAGAAUAAGAAGGAGGCGCAGUUCUUCUUCUCUGAGUCAAGUCGCGAUUACCUGCUCAAGGUUGUGAAGAAAACUGGAGGGACGCAUGUUCUCUGUAUCGGAACUCCGACACUGUAUGAAGCUCUUCCUGGAUCAAUAAAAAAACUCUUUUUGGAUAUAGAUACUAGAUAUUUAGGAUUAUUGAGUCCUGAACAGUUCUGUUGGUUUAACAUGAUGAAUUUUCAUUUCUUCCACGGAGAUGUUGCUAAAAAUCGUCUUCGCUCCUUCAUUCGUAGUGCUGGCUCCAACCUGACAAUCUUCUUGGAUCCUCCAUUCGGAGGCAGGAUGGAGCUGAUCCACCACACCAUCCAGUCCAUCCAGUCAAUCCUGGAGCAGGAGAUGGGCCGGGGGGUUUCUAAACCUAAACUCUGCUGGAUAUUUCCUUAUUUUAUGGAGAGGAAACUGAAGGAGCUUGGAUUGGGUCUGGAGAUGUGUGAGUACAGGGUGAGCUAUAUCAACCACAAGGAGUAUAGUGGAGGAGAGGGAGGGAGAAACCUGGGCUCUCCGGUCAGAUUUUUCACCAAUAUUCCUCUCAGUUCCCUGCCGCUGCCGAAUGCUGAUGAGUAUAAACAGUGUACCGAUUGUGGGUUCUAUGUUAGUUCUACAAACAUACAUUGCAAAGAGUGCAAUGCUUGCACAUCCAAAGACGGGAGACCGUACGUCCAUUGUCCGGACUGUUCCCGGUGUGUGAAGGAAACCUAUGUCCAUUGUGCCGAUUGUGUGAGGUGUCAUCUCCCAGCCUUCAAAUGCAAAAAGGAAAACGAACAGGCAGAGGACAAUGCAGACGGUGUUACUACCAUAAAACCGCAGGCGGUGGAGAAGCAAAAAUCUUCCGAGCAAUCAAAAAAAUCCGGGAAAAGGAAAUAUUUCGGAAGCCGGGGACGCGGCGGGAAUAAUAAUAAACAGAGAGGCGGUGGUGGUCGUGGUGGAAAGAGAAGAAAGUUUUAAGUUUAUUUUUUUCAGAA